Messenger RNA from Eucalyptus grandis, 1575 nucleotides. Its product is annotated as putative disease resistance protein RGA3. Gene Ontology annotation, biological process: defense response to other organism. The record is from RefSeq and is a predicted model, not a curated record. Lineage: Eukaryota; Viridiplantae; Streptophyta; Magnoliopsida; Myrtales; Myrtaceae. The coding region runs from base 1 to 1575 and encodes 524 amino acids. Gene Ontology annotation, molecular function: ADP binding. The transcript is spliced from 2 exons.
AUGGCUGAAGCAGUGCUCUUCACCCUGACUAACGACAUACUGAAACUCGCCGGUUCCAACAUCUUUUCGAAGAUCCAACUUGUACGAGGUGCGAUGGAUGAUCUCAGCCGUCUCACGUACACCGUAAAGACCAUACAAACUGUGCUUUUGGAUGCCGAGAAGAAACAAUGGGACAGAGAGCAGGUCAAGCUCUGGCUCGUGUGGCUGAAGGACGUGUUGUACGACGCACAAGACUUGCUGGAUGAUGUCGCAACCGAAGAUCUGAGGCGGAAGGUCACUCCCCACAACAAGAUGUCGAAAGCGGUAUGCCUUUUCUUUCCCAAAUCAAAUCAGCUAGCACAGCCCUACAAAGUGGCUAAAAGAAUUCAAGAAAUUAGGAAUAAAUUGGAUUGGAUUGCAAAAGAUAAGGAGUUCCGUUUAGAGGAGCAUCCGAGUGAGAAAUCAAUGGCCAUUGGGAGAGGAAAGAAAAUUGAAAAUUUCGCACCCGACAGUGAAAUAAUUGGUAGGAAAGAGGACAAGAAAGAGAUCAAACAACGUUUGUUUGCUCCCUUUCCUAGCCAGAGGUUUGCUCCCUCCCCUAACCAGAGCGUGUCAUUUGUUGCCAUAGUUGGUAAAGGAGGUCUUGGAAAAACUGCACUCGCACGACUUGUGUACAACGAUGGGGAAGUAAAAGAACAUUUUGAGCCUAAGAUGUGGGUGUGUGUAUCUGAUGUCUUUAAUGUGAAUUUGAUUAUCAAAGAAAUUCUUAAAUCAGCAAACUAUCCAGAUAUUGAGAAUAAGCCUCUAGACCAGUUGCCGAGUCUUCUUCGUAAGACUCUAGAUGGGAAGAAAUACUUGCUUGUUUUGGAUGACUUGUGGAAUACAGAUCGGGAUAAAUGGGUGAUGCUUGGAGAUUGGCUAAGGGAUGGUCUGCAGGGAAGCAAGAUACUUAUAACCACUCGCAAUCGUAGAGUUGCGGAGAUCACCAAUGCGAAAUUAGUUAUCUAUGAACCACGUGGCUUAUCUAAUGAUAAGUCGUGGGACUUAUUUAGGAAAAUGGCUUUUGGAGAUGGGGUAGAAUCGUUAGACCCAAAACUGGAGGAGAUGGGUCGAGAUAUAGUUAAAAAAUGCACCGGGGUUCCCCUUGCCAUUAGAACUAUAGGAGGACUUUUGUACGGCAAAAAUAAAGCUGAAUGGCUCCGUUUUAAAGUGCAUGAACUUUCACAAAUACCAGAAAUUGAUGCGGUUGAUGGAGGAAUUAUGCAAGUCCUUCAGUUCAGUUAUGAUCAUCUCCCAUCAUGCUUGAAACAUUGUUUUGCAUAUUGCUCAUUGUUUCCGAAAGAUUAUGUCUAUAAGAAAGAUAUGAUGAUCCAUCUUUGGAUGGCACAAGGCUUUAUUGAGUCACGCAACGGGGAGGAUAACCUUGAAGAGGUCGCCAACAGUUACUUGUCAGAACUAAUAUGUAGGUCAUUCCUCGAGGUUGAAUCAACAAUCAAAUAUGGCAAUGUCCACAAGGUCAAACGAUUCAAGGUGCAUGAUCUCAUGCACGAUCUUGCCCAAAAAGUUGCUGGAGAGUUUGCCAAAUUCAAUCACUGA